CAGAGCUUGACUUAUGCAGUUUCCCGUCCGACCACGGCAAAUCCACUGCGUUGAAUGUGUUGUCAUUCUCUCUGAGUGAAAGAGGAAGUACAGAAAAACUACAAUCCAUGUUCAUUUUCAAAUAAUCGCGUAUGACUUUUACUAUGGAGAGAGAUGCUGGCAUAAUUUCUUUAAUUAAAGCACUUGGGUAUAAGAACAAUGAGUGUUUGGGGAAAUGUACAUGUGAUGAGUUACCUUGCCCACUACUUACCUGGUUGGUCUCGGAAAUUAGGGCAAAUUGCCCCGAUGUGCCAGCACACAGCAUUGGUGGAGCAGUUCUGGUUGGAGAGUUGAAGGAGGUGCUGAAGGAGAUGUCCUGUCCUCAAAAUGAAUUUGCAUCAGAGCAUCUUAGCCCAUCUCUGAUGUACAAAGUGACCGAGUUCUUGGUGUCAGAGUUAAUGGCAGCACGUAUGCUGAUGUAUAAGGAGAGUCACCCAGAAGAAGCAGAACAAAAUUGUGAGUCAAGACCAAAAGAGCAAAGAAAAGAGGAAGAUUUUGCUGUGGACAGCGAGGGUGAGGAUGAAAAUAUCAGUCAAGCAGAAGAGGAUCAGACUAACUGGAAAGAGAUAAAUAAAGAGCUGGCAGAGCUGCUUCAGAACCUCGGGUUGGAUGAAUCCUCUCAGCUAAAGGAUGCCUGUGCAGAGGUGAAAUCACGCCUUGCUGCAUUUCCAAAUGGUGAAGUGCCAGAGGCGUUACUAAAGAUGAAUGUGAACUCUGAGCAGUGGAACAAGAUUCAUGAGAUCAAAAAAGCUCUCUGUAAGGAUUAUGAGUGCCGGCGCAAAAUGAUGAUCAAUCGUUUCCAUGUCACGCUACAGUCCUUUGCUUGGGGAGAAAGAGGGCAGGAACGGAAAGCUGUUCUUUCUUCAAUGCAAUCCUUCGAACCCUCUUACAAAUCCUCUGUUUCCAUUGCUAUGCUGUUGGCAGCCAGAGAGGAUCAGUCCCGCAUUUCACCGGUUAAAGCCGGACCUUCAACAGACGUUCAUAAGGUGCGAAUGGGGGAUGUGCCAGACAGGGGGGGACGCCCAGGAGAGAUUGAGCCACCAAUGCCCAGUUUCACCAGUCGCCGUGAGGGAGGGGGCAGUAAUCGAUUCAAAAAGAGUAGACGAGAAUACUCAGGAAAGAAGAAGAAAAAAUAAAGAGAAUUAGAGA
Messenger RNA from Paramisgurnus dabryanus, 1188 nucleotides. Its product is annotated as protein FAM98B. The record is from RefSeq and is a predicted model, not a curated record. Gene Ontology annotation, cellular component: tRNA-splicing ligase complex. Lineage: Eukaryota; Metazoa; Chordata; Actinopteri; Cypriniformes; Cobitidae.